Cimex lectularius (bed bug) is the source of this 1887-nucleotide messenger RNA. RefSeq names its product cytosol aminopeptidase-like. Gene Ontology annotation, cellular component: cytoplasm. The record is from RefSeq and is a predicted model, not a curated record. Gene Ontology annotation, molecular function: metalloaminopeptidase activity; manganese ion binding. The coding region runs from base 256 to 1815 and encodes 519 amino acids. The transcript has 9 exons. Gene Ontology annotation, biological process: proteolysis. NCBI's taxonomy places the organism in Eukaryota, Metazoa, Arthropoda, Insecta, Hemiptera, Cimicidae.
UUUUAUGUCUACUACUGUAAAAUUCCAAUUUACAAAUCGAAAUUUUCUAGCCCAAUGUGUGCGUAAAUUAAUCAUAAGAAUAAUUUAACAACAGAUUUUAUAUUAUAACAAAAUGUAAAUAUUAUGUUCAGAUAAAUCAUAUGGGAAAUUAAAGAACACAAGUUUUCAGAAAUACUUCUAUCAUUGAUGUCCAAAUUCAAAAUUUCACCAUCUAUUCAAGUAAACACGCUCUAAAUUUCAUGUUGCCAUCGCGACAUGCUCAGAAGAAUCACUAACCGUCUCCGGAUUGACAGGCCACGUGUGAGAUACUCUGGUACCUCAUGCACAGCUCAGAAGCAAAAAGGACUAGUCCUCGGAGUGUACGAUGGCUGCUGCCCGGGAGAAUUUAAAUUGUCGCCGACGGCCGCAAAAUUCGAUGAAUGUGUCUCAGGUCGAUUGACUGAAUUGUUAAAAGGGACUAAGUUGAAAUCUGGCAAAGUCCAGGUUUUCGGUAACUUAGGGGAUGAGUUCUACUUGGUGGCUGCGGCUGGGUUGGGGCCGGAAAGUGCCACAACCAAUCAGGCAGAAGGGCUGGACGAGUGUAAAGAGUACAUCCGAAUCGCAGCAGGUGUAGGUGCUCAAGCACUACAGGACCAGACUAUUACCAAUAUAUUCGUUGAAGAAUUUACCAACGCUGAAUCUGCAGCGGAAGGGGCAGCUUUGGGCGUAUGGCGUUACCAGGAUUGGAAGGCCAAGGAACAGCAGUUAACCGCUUCCGCUAUCGACCUUUAUACUGGAAAUGACAGGGAAGGUUGGAAUCGGGGCCUUGUUAAAGCGGAGGCACAGAACAUGGCAAGAGAAUUAGAAGAGGUGCCUGGAAACCUCAUGACUCCGUCCAUAUUCGCCCGGUUCGUCCAAGAGCAUUUGUGCCCUUGCGGGGUUACUGUUGAGACAAAGGAUAAAGACUGGAUCGAGAGGCACCACUUCCACGCUUUCCUCACGAUGGCCAAAGGAUCCUGCGAGCCGCCAGUGCUCAUCGAGCUCAGGUACUGCGGAGUGCAGUCCAACGAGAAACCGAUUGUCCUAAGCGGCAAAGCGGCCACCUUCGACACUGGAGGCUUGUGCCUGAAGGCCUGCAAAGGGAUGUCGGUCCAUAGGGCCGAUAUCGCCGGAGCUGCCGUCACCGUGGGAACGUUCAGGGCGAUAGCUAGGAUGAGGCUUCCCCUAAACGUGACAGCCCUGCUCGCCGUCUACGAAAACAUGCCGAGCGGGAUGUCCGUAAAGCCAGGAGACGUCGUCAUGGCCCGAAACGGGAAGACCAUAAGGAUCGAAGAUACGGAUAACGACGGAAGAGUCGUUCUCGCCGAUGUCCUAUCCUAUUCGUCUGUCUAUCAGCCGUGUCUCGUCAUUAACAUGGGAACUUCUAACCCCGGUCUUCUGACCAGUCUCGGAGCGCCGCCGAAUGGUGUCUUCUCGACAUCAGAUAUCAUCUGGUGGGAGAUGCACAGAGCUGGCAUGUACACCGGAGACAGGGUCUGGAGACUCCCGUUCUGGAAAUUCUUCCGUUCACGUGUCACAAACUUUGUUGGAGUGGACACGACCAACGUCGGACGAGGACCGGGCGGUUACCCGUGCCUGGCAGCUGCAUUCCUUUUAGAGUUUAUCCCGCCGUGCAUAGAUUUUGUCAACAUCGAUAUAUCGGGUACUGGUACGGUCAACGUGCACACUGGGAUGCCUUAUUUAAGAAAGCAGAGCAUGUCCGGUCGUCCUGUCAGAACCAUUGCCCAAUUUCUGUAUCAAAUAGCUUGUCCUCAUGAGUACAUUCACGAUUGUUAACCAGUGUUUUUUUGAGUAACAUUAAAAAUUAGUAUUUAAAAAAACUAAAAAAUACAAGGGUUGUUUGUAAAA